This is a messenger RNA of Astyanax mexicanus (Mexican tetra), 1576 nucleotides long. RefSeq names its product uridine phosphorylase 1 (gene upp1). Gene Ontology annotation, molecular function: uridine phosphorylase activity. The coding region runs from base 208 to 1140 and encodes 310 amino acids. Gene Ontology annotation, biological process: uridine catabolic process; nucleotide catabolic process. NCBI's taxonomy places the organism in Eukaryota, Metazoa, Chordata, Actinopteri, Characiformes, Acestrorhamphidae. The record is from RefSeq and is a predicted model, not a curated record. Gene Ontology annotation, cellular component: cytosol; cytoplasm. The transcript has 8 exons.
UAGGACCUCUGAUUCAGAACCUGGUGAAUCUUUGAAAAGAGCCGAAUCAAGGGAACUGAUUCUCUUUUUUUUUAUUGAUUCGCUGCUGAUACUUCCCACCGUCACGUAGCCCCGCAUCUGACGGAUGUUGAAGGCUGGGGAAGCGGCGGUACGCGGACACACAGCACUGCGGCAGGAGGAGAACCGAGACCGGGGAACAGAGGAAAAAUGCCUUCAGGUGGAGAGAAAAAUGGAGAGACCUGUGACAGGUCUAUAUAUGUGAAUAAUCCCCAUUUGGAGUCUAUGAAAGAGGACAUUUUGUACCAUUUCAAUCUGGGUACAACCAGCCACGACCUGCAAGCCCAGUUUGGGGAUGUCAAAUUUGUGUGUGUUGGGGGAAGCCCGUGGAGGAUGAAGUCGUUUAUUGAGUACAUCGCCGGGGAACUGGGCCUGGCUGAUCCAAAGGCAGAGUACCCAAACAUCUGUGAGGGCACAGACCGCUACGCCAUGUACAAAGUUGGACCUGUGCUCUCUGUUAGCCAUGGCAUGGGCAUCCCCUCCAUCUCUAUAAUGUUGCACGAGCUCAUCAAGCUGCUGUAUCAUGCCCGCUGCACUGACGUCACUGUAGUACGCAUCGGGACCUCGGGUGGAAUAGGUUUGCAGCCGGGUACUGUAGUGGUCACUAAGCAGUCGGUGGACUCCGCGUUCCUCCCCCGCUUCGAGCACGUGGUUCUGGGUAAGCCCGUGGUGAGGAGCACCGAGCUGGAUGAGGAGCUAGCGGAGGAGCUGCUGCAGUGUGGGAAAGAGCUACCGGAGUUCCAGACCGUCAUUGGGAACACCAUGUGCACACUGGACUUCUACGAAGGCCAGGCUCGUCUGGAUGGAGCUUUCUGUUCAUACACUGAGGAGGACAAGCAGAACUACCUGGCUGAGGCGUACGCAGCUGGAGUCCGCAACAUCGAAAUGGAGUCUUCUGUUUUUGCCGCCAUGUGUAAACUCAGCAACCUGAGAGCCGCUGUGGUGUGCGUGACGCUCCUGGAUCGUCAGAAAGGAGAUCAGCUGACCAGCUCUCAUGAUGUCAUGCACAGCUACCAGCAGCGUCCGCAGCUCCUGGUGGGUCAUUACAUCAAAAAGAAGCUGAACGCCUCCAUGAAGAAAUAAUCCUGCGCUGUGAUCCAGUGUAAGCCAGGCCAAAGCCUCCGUUUUCAGUGAUUUUUUUUACGGAUGUUAUUUUAUAUCUUAAAUUUAUACUGUAAUUUCAGCUCUACCCUCACUGCUAGUGCGAACGCUGCAAAUGUAGUUUAUUAAUUGUUUUAGAAAAAGUCAUAGAGUAAAACCUGUAUUAUUAUUAUUGUUUUAAUAAUAAUAAUAAUUAUUAUUAUUAUUAUUAUUAUUAUUAUUAUUUAUGUUCAUACAGCCAUGAAGAUGUCCAAAGUUGUUGUUCAGGUAAAACUGUGCUAAUAUAUAAGAUGUCAUCAUACAUCAUUUACUCUAAUUUGGUCUGUAUACACAGUGGGGAAAAUAAAAUUUGAUAUGCUGCUGAUUUUGCAAGUUUUCCCACCAACAAAAAAUGGAGAGCUCUGAAAUUUUUAUCAUA